This is a messenger RNA of Sorex fumeus (smoky shrew), 2577 nucleotides long. It is a transcript of the gene UBE2D2, whose product is annotated as ubiquitin conjugating enzyme E2 D2. Gene Ontology annotation, biological process: ubiquitin-dependent protein catabolic process; protein K48-linked ubiquitination. Lineage: Eukaryota; Metazoa; Chordata; Mammalia; Eulipotyphla; Soricidae. Gene Ontology annotation, molecular function: ubiquitin conjugating enzyme activity. Bases 518 to 961 code for a protein of 147 amino acids. Gene Ontology annotation, cellular component: nucleus. The record is from RefSeq and is a predicted model, not a curated record. The transcript has 7 exons.
AAUCCCCGCGCCUCCUGACCUGCCCCUCGGCCUGGGCCCACCCCGCGCUCCGGCGGCCCCACCCCGGCGGCGCCGCCCGCUUGCCCGCCCGCGCGUCCCUCCGUCCACCUGCAGCCGGCAGUCCCUCCGGCUGUCCGACCCACAGGCGCCGGCCGAGCCCUAGGCCUGGGCUCUCGCUACCCGGCGGAGGGAUUCCUGGCGGCUGAGGAGGCGGCGCUGAGCUUAAGAAGAGGCAGCGGCGGCGGCGGCGCGGCGGCGGCGGCGGUGGCGGCGGCGGCUCGGGCGGCAGCGCAUAAAGGGGCCGCCGCCGGGUGAUGCGGUGACCGCUGCGGCAAGCUCAGGAGCCGAGCGGGCCCCGGCCCUCCAUCGGUCCCGUCGGAGCCACGCUCCCGAACUCUCCCAUCUUCUCCGGCCGAUCCGCGAUCGCCGCGAGGCGGCCUCGCGCCCCCUCGCCCCUUCCCCGUCCCUCCCCUACCCCCGUCCCCGCCCCGGGGGCUGCCGCCACCCGCCUCCCACGAUGGCUCUGAAGAGAAUCCAUAAGGAAUUGAAUGAUCUGGCUCGGGAUCCCCCAGCACAGUGUUCAGCAGGUCCUGUUGGAGAUGAUAUGUUCCAUUGGCAGGCUACAAUAAUGGGGCCAAAUGACAGUGCCUAUCAGGGUGGAGUAUUUUUCUUGACAAUUCAUUUCCCAACAGAUUAUCCCUUCAAACCACCUAAGGUCGCAUUUACAACAAGAAUCUAUCAUCCAAAUAUUAACAGUAAUGGCAGCAUUUGUCUUGAUAUUCUACGGUCACAGUGGUCUCCAGCACUAACUAUUUCAAAAGUACUCUUGUCCAUCUGUUCUCUGUUGUGUGAUCCCAAUCCAGAUGAUCCUUUAGUGCCUGAGAUUGCUCGGAUCUACAAAACAGAUAGAGAAAAGUACAACAGAAUAGCUCGGGAAUGGACUCAGAAGUAUGCGAUGUAAUUAAAGAAAUUAUUGGAUAACCUCUACAAAUAAAAGAUAGGGGAACUCUGAAAGAGAAAGUCCUUUUGAUUUCCAUUUGACUGCUUUCUAUGAGCCCACGCCUCAUCUUCCCCCGUGCACAUGUUUACCUGAUACAGCAGUGCUGCGUGUUGUACAUACUCGGAACAACAAACUAGAAAUACUGUACUUCUGUACCAACAUUGCCUCCUAGCAGAGAAAUGUGUGUGUGUGACAAGCCAGUUCUCCAAACCUAACCUAGGUGUGAGAUUAAAAGCGUUCCUUAAUGAUUUAAGCUUGGAAAAUGGCAAGGUGAGGGGUGGUGGGGAUGGUGUGUGCUCAAAUGGGGAAGAAAAGCUCCACUGACCUAUAGGAGAGUGUGUUUAAGUGGAAUGUUUAAACAGUUAAGAAAAGCAAGGUGAAGAACACGAAGCUGUUUCUGUAUUCAUUUUAUUCGAAGGACCUGUCUUAGGUAAAAGUAUGACCAAACAGAUAAAACUUCACCCGCAUCCUGUAUUUUAAGGUCUAAGUUUAACUGGUCCACAUUUAAAUGGAUUGGAGCUAUUAGUACAUAAAGUGUGAUGGACUUGGUUCCCAACUAUUUUACAUCUCCCUGCCCUUCUACUUUCAUCCUUUCAGCCCCUUUUUCUCUUUUCCAUAUUCUUUGGUUUGUAUGUGGUUUCUCAUUUAAUACAUAGCUAAUAGCUCUUAUUUUUCUUAUGUUUUUAACUGCUUAGGUCUAUCUGGAUGUAAGGGUAAAAAUUCAUUUGAUGGAAAUACUUGUGUAUAUUUAAACACCCAAUUGCUCCUCUGGAGCUUGUACGUUCAAGAAUGAUUAAUCUGUGUAAUAAACUGAUUACUACAGUCAUUACAUAUAAUUUUGUGUGAAUAGGCUUUUUGAUUUUUUAAACUUUGAUUAGCAAAGAUUAGUGGUAGAUGUUCCCCACCCGAAAUGUUUUUAUUUCUACUGGUUUCAUUUCAAAAUCAUGAAACAAUUCCAGUUUACAUAGCAAAUAUGAGUAUUUUGAGAGUAAUUUUACUGAACAUGAUAAGCUUAAAAACAUUUCUAUGAAACUUAUAUGUGCAGUAUUCAAGGAACAUGACUGUUAACCUAAAUAAGAAAUUUGCUCUAUUAAUGAAACUGAGCUGCAUUUCACCAAAACCUUGUGACAUUCCCUUGGUACAUAGGACAUAAAACACAAAGGCAUUGCUAUUUGGUAAGUUAAGCUUCUGUGAUUGUGAUUGUACAAAAACAGCAUUGACCAAACCCGGGAAACAUGAGCACAAUCUUGUAUUGGAGAGUCUACAUAAUUACUUUGCACUAACAUUUGCAGGAUGUUCAUCCAAUUUUAAAUUGUACUGUAUGUGGCUUUUUGAACUCUUCCCUUGACUCUAGUAAAAUGUAGUGUAUAACAUGUAAACAACUGUGUUUGCCAGAAACCGUUCAUGUGAACUAGGCAAGUUACCCCUUUUUUCCCUCCUCCUAAUCUAAUUGUAAACCAGGCCAGCCUGAAGGCCAUAGCAGAUGCUCUCUAGCCAUCAGGUUCUUUUGAAUGCAUCUUUACACUCUUGCACAAAAAUUGAGGAAUAAAUGUCCACUGCUUUUGGUUUUAAACUUG